CGGGGGCGACUGCGCCCCCGCAAUGCGGGGGGCAAGGCGACCGCCGGUGGGGAUCCCGAGCCCCCCAGCUCCGCCGCGCCGAGCGCCCCUCGACACCCUUCCCCCUCCGCUCUUCAGUGGGCCGGAGUCGGUGACAGGAAUCGGCUUCCAACAUGGCGGACAGGAAGCGGCCCCGCGAGGAGGAGAGAACAUUCCAGCCGCGCCGGCUCUUGGGGGAGCGGGCCCGGGGCGCCGGCCUCGGGAGGAGGCGCGAGGGCACACUGCCGGAUCCGGUGCCCAAAAGGGGUGUCUAGAGGUGGAAAUAACCCAAGAAACGGGGGGUCCCGGCCACCCCCCCCAGACGGGGAACCCCAAGGCCACAGGUGGGCUUGGGGUGGCGGGUGAGGGAGGACACUUCCUCAACUCUGCCCACCUACCCUCGCCUCGCCGCCUGCAAAAGGGUCUCGAGACACCACCCGAGUCGGAAUUAGGGAUUCUUGGUGAAGAUUGCUGGUUUCCUCACAUUGCCACUACAGCAUGGUUGCUACAAAUUUAUUUUCCUUGGAAGAUAUGAUGCCGGGUUGCUGACUGGCCGUGUGACUUUGGAUUUUGCAACUGGCCAAGUCCAGAAUGUGGAAAGUUCUACAGGUAUCUGAUUUCAUAGCCAAAUAAACUGCGUACAAAAAAGAAAGAAAGAAGGAAGGAAAAAGGAAGGGGAACCGUUAUACAAGAAAAGAGACAUGAAAGACAUCGCAAUAAAUCAAAUGCAGAGUGCAGAACUUCAGAUCCUGGUUCAGAUAAAUGGACUGUAAGAAGACAUUUUGGAAAGUAUAGGAAAAACUGAACAUGGAUUGGGUAUUAAAUAAUAAGAAGUUAUUGUAAAGGUGUUAUAAUGAUAUUGUGGUUAUGUUUACAACAAAGGUAUUUGUUAGAGACACAUAUUGAAGUAUUUACAGGUAAAAUGCUAUGAUGGUUUACUACAGAUUUACUUAAAAAUACAUUGGCGGGAAAAGGUAGUGGGAGAAUAGGUGAAACAAAAAUGAUAAAGUGGUGUUAAUAGUUGAAGCUAGGUGAUGGACACAUGGAGGUUUAUUAUUACAUCCCACUCCUUUUGUGUACGUUUGAAGUUUUCUAUACAAAGUUAAGAACAAAUGUUAUAUAGA
Messenger RNA from Prionailurus viverrinus (fishing cat), 1142 nucleotides. Its product is annotated as cuticle collagen 14-like. The transcript has 3 exons. NCBI's taxonomy places the organism in Eukaryota, Metazoa, Chordata, Mammalia, Carnivora, Felidae. The record is from RefSeq and is a predicted model, not a curated record. Bases 23 to 553 code for a protein of 176 amino acids.